GGAGGGCAGUGGGGUUUGUUGCCAUGGCGACAGCAGCCGGGCCUAGGCCGCGGGAAGCAUGGAGGCGAUUCCCCAGGAGCGGGACCUGAGCCGGGGGCUGGAGAGCCUACCCGUGUCGCUGUGGCCGCCGUCCGAGGAACCCCCGCCCUUCCAGUACAGCCCAGAGCACGUGGCGGGAGCAGGAGAAGGCACCGACCCUUCUGAAAUCACUUUUCCAGGAUGUAAUUGUCUUACUGCUUCCUGCGUGGCCACCACUUGUUCGUGUCUUCACCAUGGUGAAAACUAUAACAGUUCAUGCAUCAAAAACAUAGGAGGUGAAGUGGACUAUGCUAGACCUAUUUUUGAAUGCAAUGCUAUGUGCCAUUGUGGUGAGUUCUGUCAAAACAGGGUUAUUCAGAGGGGUUUACAAUUCAGACUUGAGGUGUUCAAGACUGUUAAGAAGGGUUGGGGUCUCCGCACACUGGAGUUCAUACCUAAAGGAAGAUUUGUGUGUGAAUAUGCUGGUGAAGUUCUAUGCUUCCGUGAGGCAUGUAGAAGAAUACAGGCACAGACACCAGAGGAUUCAAACUAUAUUAUAGCUGUGAGGGAACACUUGUAUAAUGGACAGAUAAUAGAGACAUUUGUUGAUCCUAUAAAUAUAGGAAAUGUUGGCAGGUUCCUGAACCAUUCUUGCGAGCCAAAUUUAUUUAUGGUUCCUGUCCGAAUUGACUCACUGGUGCCCAAACUGGCACUUUUUGCUGCUGCUGCUAUCUCUGCUGGAGAAGAACUUUCAUAUGAUUAUUCUGGAAGAUUUCUUAAUGUACCGUUAAUCAAAAGAGAGCAGGAAAUGUUGGAGGAAGAUGAUGUAAUGAAAAAACCCUGUUACUGUGGUGCUAAAUCAUGUGUUGGUUUUUUACCAUAUGACAGCUCUCUGUGCUAUACACCAGGCAAACAACCUUUUGGCAAAGUUUCUCAAGGAAACAGCUGUGCAUAGGGAUUAAAAAAGAUUGAUAUAGGUGAAUAUAGCAUCUAUUGUCAGAUGUGCCUAGACAAAAAUGGAAUGAGAUUCCUUUGUGCUGCCACCCAAAAAAAUGACCAUAGGUCCCCCUCCCCACAUACGUACAUACACACACACACACACAGCUACAGCAAGGGCAGAAGUAUAAUGGCAAGAUGUGGGAGGGGGAAAUAGGAAAUGCCACUCCACCUAGCUUCAAGCGAAAGGUUAAGUGACUCAUUAGGACUAUAGGCAAAGUGUGGGAAGUAAUUGUUAUGUACACUAUAAUCUUACACAGUUAGAGGCAUAUGCUCAGGACACAGUGAACCCAUAACUUUACAUCUCAGUAAGGGUUAAUACUUAACACAUAGGUGAAGGAGAAAUCGGAGCAGAGGCACUGAUGGUGCAAAAUAAACAGAAGCUAAGGCAGGUGUAAAGUGCUGCGGGUGAGUAUGUUAGAUAGUAUAUGCAAAAGGGAAAAAUGCUGUUUUCAGGAGAGGAGAUUGCAAUCUGCUUUACUGCUUUGACUGUUAGAGCUGGCCUUGGACAAAAGCCAAGACAUUAGAGUUCCUGACAACUUGCUGAACAAUCUCCUGUACUCUCAACUUGAUUCCAGGUGGAUGAUGCAAGAGAUAGCUAAAUGGGUGACCUGUUGCCACAGCUAACCUUUUUCUGUUAAAACAAGAAAGCUUAGGAUAACUUGCCACAGCUCAAAGGGCAGUUGAAGGUUUUGAUAUAAGGCCUGUUUCAGUGGACAGUGAGGUAUAUAGAAACAGAUUGAAUUAGAAUGGUAGGUGCAGAAAAGAGGGAAUUUGGGGAGAUGAGUUAGAUACGGGAAAAAAAAUCACUUAAGAAUUAAAGCUAGGGAAAAAAAUCAAGGUGACAAGUGCAAAUUAACAGUGGCAUUUACAAAGGUGGCACCCGUUUUUGUUAAACUGUGUGCCAUUAAUAGUUCCUGCAAACUAAAACUAUUUAAAACAUGAAUUGCCUUCCCUGUUCUGGAACCUGUUUGAAAAUUAGGAGUCACUUUCUUUUAUCCAACGCUGUAGCUGAGCCCCUCCUAUUUCAUGACCAGCUUUUACAGAAUAUUAAGUGAAAUGUAUUCCCGCCUCCCCAUCUUUUGCCCGCUCUUCCUGCUCACCCCUGUUGACUGUAACUGGCUAGGGAGCUAAUUCUGUUCCAUGAACACUUGACUUUCCAUUUUCUCCUCUGUUCCCUGAAAUUGACUCUGUACCCCAGGCCUCCUCUGUGAUCAUUCUAACUUUUUCUGAACUGGCUCCAUCUCAAGGCAUAGGCUCUGUUAGCCACAAGAGGGCACCAAUGUAGAUGUAUAGUCAUUCCUUCGAAAUAGCAUGCAUCACCUCAGUGAUGCUUCCAGCUGAUGUUGGCAAAACAACUGAGGGAGUGUGCAGAAAAUCCAAACUCCACUUUGUGGAGUAGUAUAAUACACGACCUGUGUGUCUGGCAAAACAGACUGAAGUGGUAGAUGCUAAUAUACAACACCUUUGCGAACAAGCAUCUGUUUCUGCAUUGUUCAACAGAUGGCACAGAGAAGAGGGGUUUUUGUUUUUUUUAUAUUAGUCCUUUCAAGCAUUUUUUAUGCAGUCAGAUGUUUUAUUGUUAGCCUGUUUUUUCUCUCAAACCAAAUUGUUUUUCUGCCUUGGGAUAUAAGGAACAGGGAAGCAGAGUUUUGUCAUUGCAGAUAGGAGGGAUAGUGGUGUUUCAAAGAUACAUAAAAUAAUGGCUACACUUUACAACUAAAAAAUACAAAAUGUUUAGCAGUAUGAGUUAAGAAAGUUGCUAGUUUUAGGCCAGUUGUUGUGGACCAGUGACUGUCCCAAAACCAUCCACUAGCACUGUUACUGAUUGUCAUCAGUCCAUAACCAUCUGAUGGUGUCAGAGUACCUCCUCUUUCUCCCUUAGAAAUGAUUGCUUCUGCCAGUGGUGUAUGGUGGAGGUGUACGUAAGAGAAACUUCCUAUUUGUUGGUGUCUUGAGUAAGUAAAGUGCGGCAAGGGUGGCAACCAACUCACCUAUCCUCAAGAGAUGAAACGCACCAUCACUUAGCACUUAAUUUUUCUUUGGGGGCGGAAGGAAUCUUAUUGUAAGGAAGCAGGAUAUUUCAAUUCAAUUUCCAUCUUAUAUCUAUUUCUUUAAUUUUGAGAUAAACAUUUUUAUGCAUGAGGCAUCUGCACAAAAGAACCACUCUUGCCCCUACCUAAAACUGAUCUUGACUGAUGGAAGGGUUGAAAAUGUAAAACAUGAAAGAUGUUUUAGAGCCCAAGAAAAGACCAUACUUUGUUCCUUCACGGCAGGUAGGCCCCAAUCAGGGCAGAGCUACUCACAGACCCUAGUUUAGAAAAGGAAAAGGGUCUCUCACGCCUUUCCUGUAAUUCCAUACAGUCUUUCUUUGUAGCAUGCUUUAAGUCCAGUCUGUUUCAGUUGGGCUAGUUUAAAGAUCUAGUGCUCCCCUACACUAUCUUCUGCCCCCAGUUUCCAGUGUCCCAUCCCCCACCCUUCCCCCAAAAUCAUACUACUGGGAAACCGACACUACCUUUGUGGUAAAAUUUGAAGGGCAAGUAGAUUCAUCUAUGCACUGCUUAGUUUUGGCUGCUGGACUAGCUUAUUUGUAAUGUUUUGUCUUGUGCUGUUGGGUGGUGAGGUGGUACAACAUAUAUUAAAGUCAGUUUUUGAGAACAGGAUAGAUGGGUCAAUUGCCAGUAGAUCAAAUUUAAUUAUAAUUUUUUUUAAAAAAACCUAAACCUGCAUUUUACAACACAGAAAAAUCCAUUCAGUCUAUAAAAACUAUUUCAAUGUAUGCUUUCUGUAAUACAAUAUGUACUCUAAGUGGCUCACUCACUGAGUAGCUCAUGUUAUCUUAAUUCACUGUACCUUGGGUCUAUUAAAUAUCACAAAGUGUUCAAACAUACAUGUCUGUCCAAUAAAUUUGUAAACAAA
Molecule: messenger RNA, 3933 nt
Organism: Chelonia mydas (Green sea turtle)
Lineage: Eukaryota; Metazoa; Chordata; Testudines; Cheloniidae
Product: histone-lysine N-methyltransferase SETMAR
Exons: 3
Coding region: 59-973 (304 amino acids)
Cellular component (GO): nucleus
Molecular function (GO): histone methyltransferase activity; zinc ion binding; protein binding
Source: RefSeq, a predicted model, not a curated record